Molecule: messenger RNA, 1346 nt
Organism: Lolium perenne
Lineage: Eukaryota; Viridiplantae; Streptophyta; Magnoliopsida; Poales; Poaceae
Product: very-long-chain 3-oxoacyl-CoA reductase 1
Cellular component (GO): endoplasmic reticulum
Molecular function (GO): ketoreductase activity
Source: RefSeq, a predicted model, not a curated record
GGGCAGGCCGGCCUCGAGCAACACCAGAUUUUGUAAAGGGGGAGGAUGGUAUCGUCCCAAAGGGAAGAGCCACCGGCGUGGUUCGUCUCGGCGGCUAUCCUCGGCGCCUUCUACAUGUUGCCAUUUCUGUUCCGCCUCCUCGCCCGCCUCGCGCUCUGCCUACGCCGUCCCAAGGACCUUCGCCGCCGCUACGGUGCGUGGGCCGUUGUCACUGGCCCGACGUCCGGCAUCGGCCGCUCCAUGGCCCUUGAGCUCGCCCGGCGUGGCCUCAACCUCGUCCUCGUCGACCUCAACGCCGCCAAUCUCCGGGAAAUCUCCGAGACCAUCGGCUCCCUGCACGGCGUGCAGACCAGGACCGUCGUGUUCGACCUCUCGCUUGUCUCCACACCUCAAGGUGACGAGGCGAUGGCGCGGCUCCGGGAGGCGGUGGCCGGGCUGGACGUUGGGGUGCUGGUGAACAACGCCGGUGUGGCGACGCCGGGCUCGCGGUACCUGCACGAGGCCGACGCUGAGGCGUGGGUGAGCAUGAUACGGGUGAACCUGUGGGCGGUGACCGAGGUGACGGCGGCGGUGCUGCCGGGGAUGGUGGCGCGGGGGAGGGGCGCCGUGGUGAACAUGGGGUCAGCGUCGUCGGAGGCCAUCCCCUCCUUCCCACUCUACACCAUCUACGCCUCCACCAAACGCUACGUUGCCCAGCUCUCCAGGAGCCUCUACGUCGAGUACAGAAGCAAAGGCAUCGAUGUGCAGUGCCAGGCUCCGUUCUACGUGGCGACCCAAAUGGCGUCGAAGCUCAAGGAGACCAGUCGCGUCACUCUGCUCCUCAUCGCGCCGACGCCUGACGCCUACGCGCGUGCGGCGGUGCGCUGGAUCGGGCACGGACCGCCGCUCUGCGUGCCCAACGUCGGCCACCAGCUCUUCUGGUGCCUCGUUGCCGCCGUGCCGGACCCCGUCCACGACUGGCUCCGCCUGCGUGACCACCUGCACCACAGACAGCUGUUCUACAGUCCACACAGUGUCGCCGGCGGCACGUCGCGCCGGUAAAUGUGUGUGCGUGCCAAAAUCGUGAGCGGAGCUCACCGUCCUACUGCUCGGGGGACUAUUAUGUGAUGUGUCCAUCUAUUGGUCUUGUUUAUUGUUUGUUUGUAGUGGUUUACUUCUAGUUGGUUAGUUUAAUGUACCAAUAUAUGUGGAUUUUCUCAUUCGUGUUUAGUGUUCGAGGCGGGGUGUUCGGGUUAGUGUACCUAGUCAUCUCUAGGUGAUCCAAUGACUUAUUUGUUAUUUUUAUUAUGUUUGGAUCUCUUUGUACUGAUACUGAUGAUUAUUAAUAUAUCGUUGAAAUUUCGCAA